AUGACUGUGUUCUCCGUCCUGCCCAGAGUCGCAAAUCAUGCUGGUUGUCUGGGAGGAAAACAAAGCUUGAGACCCAAGAUGAAGGCAGAGAAGGAGGCUCCUGCAAAACCUCAAAUUAUUUCCCAGAUUUUAUUGCUCGUGUGUCUCGGUUCCUUCAAUUCAGGUGGGGUCCUGGCAGUGAACAUGACCAUCCCCAACACUCUAAUAAGAGGCACAGUAGGGGGAGAGGCCCUGCUGUCAGUUCGCUACAACAGCUUCAGCCCCGACCUGCCGGUCAUCAAGUGGCAGCUCAAAAGGGAAAAGUCUGUCACUGUCGUCCAGUCGAUUGGAACUGACAUCAUUGGGACUCUGAGGCCUGAAUAUCGUGACCGCAUCCUGGUAUUUGAGAAUGGGACUCUGCUUCUCCACAACCUCAGAAUGCCUGAUGAUGGAACGUAUGAUGUGGAAAUCUCCAUCACAGAUGACACCUUUACAGGAGAGGGCAGCAUCACACUCACUGUGGAUGAGUCUAUAUCCAGGCCCUAUAUCCACAUGGAGAGUUCAUCAGUACUGGAGCUCAGUGAAAACGUCAUCCUCAACUGCUCCCAUGACAACGGAACCAGGACUACAUACAGGUGGUUCAAAGGUGGAAAGCCACUCACCAAUAUGACGAGGUUCAUGUUGUCACCUGACCAGAAGCUGCUGACCAUCACACGGGUGCUGAUGGCAGAUGAUGAUACCUACAGCUGCACAGUGGAGAAUCCUGUGGGCAACAUGACAAGCAUGCCGAUCAGACUGACUGUCUACAGAAGAAGUUCCCUCUACAUCAUCCUGUCCACUGGAGGCAUCUUCCUCCUCAUCACCUUGGUAACAGUAUGUGCCUGCUGGACACCUUCCAAAAAGUCAAGACAUCCCGCUAGAAAGCCUCUCUCCAGGUUUUAUGAUCAAUCUGAUCACCCACCAGUCAAUCACACAGAUGGUGUGCUUCCAAAAUUUACAGAGCACAAUGGAGUAAAUGCUGUAACUUCACUUUACAUCCUCCAGCAAAAGGAUCCCUCCAUGGAUGACUCAUCCAGCAACAGUAUUGGAUCUCCCACUGAACUUGACAACCCACCGAGCUACAACAGCUCCCCCAAGUACACUGGUUGUCUGACCCAUUCUAAUGGGUCCCCUGCCCGCUCCUCCUACAGGUAUACCUGAGGGCUGAUCGAUUCAAACUCUCCACGUCGCAGCAGGUGUGAGUUCAGAGUGUCAUUCUGACUCUGGAAAGCAACUUUCUUCACAUCCACACGGAGUUCCUUGAAAGAAUUCAAAACCGUUUUCUGGGGUUUUACAGUAAUGUCAUCACUGCCUAUUGAUAUAAUUUCUUUUAUUGAAGUAAACUGGAAAUUGAACACAAGUUGUGUUGGAUGUUAACAACACAGCCUGUAGAGGAAUAUGAAGGCAGUGAGACAUCAGGCAGGUUUUGGGAUCCACCACUAACCACCACUGUUGUUGGUUACUGGAAUUACAAAU
Plectropomus leopardus (leopard coralgrouper) is the source of this 1494-nucleotide messenger RNA. It is a transcript of the gene hepacamb, whose product is annotated as hepatic and glial cell adhesion molecule b. The record is from RefSeq and is a predicted model, not a curated record. Lineage: Eukaryota; Metazoa; Chordata; Actinopteri; Perciformes; Serranidae.